AGGCAGGGCAGGAUUUACCUGUAGCCCAGGUUUGUGUUCCUGUCUCUCUCUCUCUGUCUGUCUUUCUCUCUCUGCCUCUGUGUAUGUGUGUGAGUGUGUGUGAGUGUGUGUGAGUGUGUGUGAGUCUGCACCGACCUGAAAGUCCAGUUUCUCCAGGAAUUAUCGGCGAGGAGUCCAAAAGACAUCAUCAUGUCACAGGACACAGAAAACAGUAAGAGGCUGCUGGUGGUGGUCCCUAACGAUCCUCUUCAUGGGCGUCGCUCGUACACCAGUGAGGACGAGGCGUGGAGGUCGUACCUGGAGAACCCGCUCACCGCCGCCACUAAAGCCAUGAUGAGCAUCAACGGAGACGAGGACAGCGCCGCCGCCCUGGGACUGCUGUACGAGUACUACAAGGUUCCUAAAGAUAAGAGAGUGCUGCCCGUUAGCAAAGUGGUGGAAGUGGAGGAGGAACAGGAGAAAAGCAGUGUGUCCGAGCCCCCGUCAGUAGAUAAUCACGUUCAGGUGUUAAAGUCGGUUCCGGUGAAUCUGUCUCUCAGCGCCGAGCCUCACGACUCCAAGCGGGACGGCUUUACUGAGAGCGGCCACGUUGCCACGGUGAAGGCCGAGGUGUACGCCCCCGUCUUCAUGAACUCCGCCCUUCAGUACCGUCCCGAGGGCGAGGAGCCGGCGCGGGUGGCGUACGAACAGAGCGCACACUCACUGAGCGCCGAUCACGCCGAGUACGGGAGAGACGGACCGCACAGCAGCCCCGACAGCACGUACGACGACGAGGACCACGGCACGGAGAAAUAUCGUCCCUCAGCUCUCGGAGCCAACGAGUUCAUCUUCAACCAGUCAAGCAUAGACACGUUCCAGUACACGCUGGAUGCCACGAGGUCACUGAGACAGAAACAGGGCGAGGGGCCGAUGAGUUACCUGAAUAAAGGACAGUUUUACGCCGUGACACUGAACGAGACGAGCAGCAACAAACGCCUGAGACACCCCAUCAGCAAAGUGCGGAGUGUUGUCAUGGUGGUGUUCAGUGAAGAUAAGAACCGAGAUGAACAGCUGAAGUACUGGAGAUAUUGGCACUCUCGCCAGCACACGGCUAAACAGCGGGUUCUCGACAUCGCGGACUACAAAGAGAGCUUCAACACCAUCGGGAACAUCGAGGAGAUCGCCUACAACGCCGUGUCCUUUACGUGGGACGUCAACGAGGAGGCCAAGAUCUUCAUCACAGUGAACUGCCUGAGCACAGACUUCUCCUCUCAGAAGGGAGUGAAGGGUCUGCCGCUGAUGAUCCAGAUCGACACCUACAGCUACAACAACCGCAGCAACAAACCACUGCACAGAGCCUACUGCCAGAUCAAAGUGUUCUGUGAUAAGGGAGCGGAGAGGAAGAUCCGAGACGAGGAGAGGAAGCAGAACCGCAAGAAGUCAAAAGGGAAAGAUGCGGGUGCCGGAGCGCUCACUCUUCCCAAAAAGGGUGACAACACACUGUUCAGGACGCUGACGGAUCUGGACGCUCAGCCCGUCCUCUUCAUCCCCGACGUACACUUCGGAAACCUGCAGAGAGCGGCACAGGUUUUUGCCUUCAACACUGAAGAGAUCGAGAGAGAAGGGAGUGUGUUAGUAAAGAGAAUGUUCCGGCCAGCAGAGGAUGAUUGCUGCGCUUCACCUCACAAACAGCUGAGAGAAGAACCACAGAAAAGAGUGCUCCUGUACGUCAGAAAAGAGUGUGACGAGGUGUUCGAUGCCCUCAUGCUGCGUUCGCCGACGCUCCGAGGCCUCAUGGACGCAAUCUCGGAGAAAUACGGCGUGCCUGUGGAGAGGAUCGCUAAAAUCUACAAAAAGAGCAAGAAAGGGAUCCUGGUGAACAUGGACGACAACAUCAUCGAGCAUUACUCCAACGAGGACACGUUCAUCCUGAGCAUCGAGAGCUACGCCGACGCCUACAAAAUCACUCUGACCGAGAUUUAAACCUUUUUUAUUUUUUUUAUUUUUUUUAUUUUAAAAAACAACAUUUUUUUUCUUUCUGGAAACGGGGAAGAUGAAGAGCCGGAGCGUUCUUCACGGCGGCGUGGAGGAAGCGGUGCUGCGCUCCAAACGUCGUACCAUUUCAAAUCAGGUUCACACUGCCAAGCUGAAGAGUCGCCUCGUCGGUCACGUGACUCCAGACCUCGCUCCAGUCCCAGACCGGACAGGAAGUGCUCCUGUGUGUAAUCGUGUCACGCUUUAUAGUCGCUUCUUACGUAAAUUCAGGACACAGAGGAGGUCAGGUCAGAGAGCUGAACGUUUAGAUACGUUUAUACACAUUUAUAAGUACACUUUUCUUACGGUGGCGUAUCAUUUCAGUCUUUUAUUUAUUUAUUUUGUUUUGCGCGGAUUUCACGGCCGAACUUUUCACCUUACACGUUUCAGUUCAGACGAACCUCAUCUUCGAGCUAAUACGUAUAUGUUUAUAUUAUUUUUUAUAUUUAGAAACACAAUUCCCUAAAAUAUAAGUAUUUGAAACUCAAAAUAAAAAAAAUAAAAAUAAAAAAACAUAAAUAAAAAACCAAGAAGACAAUGUGAAACCGUGCUGCAGGAUAUAAAGUAAAUAAAUAUAUUAAUAUAUAUACGUAUAUAUUCCAGUAUUCCGCAUGGUCCGGUUUGGACACAGUGGAAUUUCUGUGCAGCAAGAUCGGAUUAAAAAAAAUUAUUCAAAUAUAAAAAUGUAUUAAUUAAUUAUAAUAAUAAUAACGAGUAAAAAAUGGGACAGCUGUAUAUUUCGGACAAAAUUUAUAGGCCGUCAUUUUAAAACAGUAAACUGAUAAAAGAGAAAACGAACGUGUGAUCGGAUUUAUGGCGGAGGUAAUUUAUUUAAAUAAAUAAAUAAAUAAAUAAAUGAACUAUUUUGAUAAUGUUGCAGAACUUGAGUAUCACAUUAAUUCUCACCUCAUCCACAUUUCUACAGACUGAUUGUUUUUAUAUAUAUAUAUAUAUAUAUAUAUAUAUAUAUAUAAUGAUUAUUUUGUGCCAUGUACAGUUUUUUUUAUUCGUUUCUACAUUUGUGCGGGUUUCAGACGUAGCUGUAGUCCACGUCAUUGUUAUUGUCAUUGUUGUUUCAAAUGUAUUGCACUCGUUGAUGUGAAAUAAGACGUGCGCUGAUUUCCUCCCGUGUUUCAGACGUUUGUGAGCGUCGCCGCUUCGCUCGGUCGUUUUCCUGUACGAGUAUAAAAAUGUCUCGAAUGUUUCUGUGUGUUUGUACGUCCAGGCAUUUCCUGUUGUAUAAGCUGAACUUUUGAACUGAACGCUGUUGCAGGUUUUAGCGAUAGCGCAGACGUUCAACUCAUCGGUGAAGAUCUUAAUAUUUUUGUAAAUAAAAAAAUUUUUUGUGCCAUGAAA
Molecule: messenger RNA, 3369 nt
Organism: Ictalurus punctatus (channel catfish)
Lineage: Eukaryota; Metazoa; Chordata; Actinopteri; Siluriformes; Ictaluridae
Gene: grhl2b
Product: grainyhead-like transcription factor 2b
Exons: 16
Coding region: 190-1962 (590 amino acids)
Biological process (GO): brain development; regulation of transcription by RNA polymerase II; neural tube development
Cellular component (GO): nucleus
Molecular function (GO): DNA-binding transcription activator activity, RNA polymerase II-specific; RNA polymerase II cis-regulatory region sequence-specific DNA binding
Source: RefSeq, a predicted model, not a curated record